Spathaspora passalidarum NRRL Y-27907 is the source of this 569-nucleotide messenger RNA. RefSeq lists its product as uncharacterized. The record is from RefSeq and is a predicted model, not a curated record. Lineage: Eukaryota; Fungi; Ascomycota; Pichiomycetes; Serinales; Debaryomycetaceae. The annotation marks the transcript as partial. The transcript has a single exon.
AAACGUCACUGUAGUGAGCCAUUUUAAGCGUACCAAUAUAAGUUAGCCACAAUUGUAUCAUUGUGUUAAACCGAGCCGUUACCAUUUACAACUUACCACCACAUACCAAAAAAAAAAAGAAAUUCUGUGUACAUUUCCGAUUUGACCCUUUUGCAAAGCAACGAUUAGUAAUUUGCAAUAUUUUUGACAACCACAACAAACAACAACAACAAUUUCUUGUUAGUUUCAAUUAAACGCUUCAUCAUUCAAUGAUCUUAGUUCUACGCCCACUAUGAUCUUGGUUAAUAGAAAUACUAGUGCUUCUACUAAUACCACCACCAUGGAUGGACCCACCACUAAGAUCACCAAUUCUAAUCCACAAACACCAGUAUCAUCAGACAACCACAAUACUACUACCACUACCACUGCCAAUGACCACGACAAGAAACCCAAAUUCAACAUACUGACAUUCUUUAAAAAGAUUCCAAACAUUAACAUUGCAUCGUCCAUAAACAGUUCUAGCUUAAUAAGCAGCAGCUCAAGUACAAGUAGCAGCUCGAGCAACCCCAAUAAGUAUCAAUCGUCCUUAU